AUGGAACGCACCUUAUUAUCAUUCGAUGAUUUAAAUAUUGAUUCAUCUUUAAUUAAACGUUUUGAACAUUCAAAUAUUCGUACUAUCUAUGAUUUAUAUUGUUAUUCACCAUUUGAAUUGUCAUUAAAAUUUCAUUUACCAUUAGAUACAAUGAAUGAUUUAUUAGAAAGAAUUUAUGUUCAAUUUUAUAUUCAACCAACAACGGCCUAUGAUUUAUUAAUUCAAACACAAAAUCAAAAUAUUCCAACUAAUAUUUCAACAUUAGAUAAUUGUCUCAAAGGUGGUCUACGUCGAAAAUCUUUAACUGAAUUAUGUGGUUCAUGGGGAAGUGGAAAAACGCAAUUUUCUCUUUAUCUAUGUUCACAAUGUUCAUUAGCAUUUAAACAUACAAUUUAUAUUGAUACUGAACGAGCAUUUUCAGCUAAACGUCUAUUAGAAAUAAUUAUAUCUUGUUCUGAACAAAAUCAUAAUAAAAAACUAUUAAAUUAUGAUAAAAAAUAUUAUGAAAAAUAUCUUGAAUAUGUACGGUAUGAAUGUGUAAGUGAUAUGACACAAUUAAUGAAAUUAUUAAAUACAAUUGAACAAGAAUUACAAGAGAAAAAUGAUCAUGAUAUUAUAUUAAUUAUUGUAGAUUCAAUAGCUGCACCAUUGAGAGCAUCAACUCCAUAUUAUAAACGACAUCAAUUACUACUGGAGUUUACUGAUCUUGUUAAACGUUUAGCUGAAAAUUUAAAUCUUGUUAUGUUUGUUACAAAUCAAAUCACAACCAAACGACGUAGUGGAGUAUUAAUUGAAAAUGAUUCAUCAGUAACACAUCAAGCAAAGACUAUUAAACAAACGUCAAAUGAAAAUAGUGAAAUUGUAUUUUCUCAAUCAUUAUUGAUUAGCGAUAUUCAACAAAAACUGUGUGAAGAUGACGAGAAUAUGGAUAAUAAUGAGUACUAUAUGGGUAUUGCACUAGGCAAAGCAUGGACCUAUAGUGUAAAUCUUCGUUUAGCCAUUUCAUAUGAUGAUGCUUAUAAUCGAGAGCAACGACGUUUAAUUAUUGGAAAAUCGAUUGAUUGCCCCGGAUAUUCAAUUCCGUUUCAAAUAACGAAUUGUGGUAUUGAAGAAGGAGAAACUGUAGUAUUGAAUGAACUAAAACAAGAGCAACAUCUACAUCAAAACAAAAAAAUAAAAUUGUUGACACCACAACUUAUUGUAGCAGAUAAUAUGCAACUUGUUGGCAAGAGAAUCCUUUAG
Messenger RNA from Didymodactylos carnosus, 1242 nucleotides. Lineage: Eukaryota; Metazoa; Rotifera; Eurotatoria; Philodinida; Philodinidae. The record is from the annotation of a GenBank genome assembly.